AUGCAGCCGGACCUCCCCGUCGGCGACGCGGCGCUGCGCAGCCCACCGGCUCCUGAGCCGGCCGGUGGCGCCUUCCCCAGCGCUGAGGCCACCAAGCCACCUUACAGCUACAUCGCCCUCAUCACGAUGGCCAUCCAGAGCGCGCCCGAGCAGCGCAUCACCCUCAGCGGCAUCUACCGCUACAUCAUGGGCCGCUUCACCUUCUACCGAGAGAACAAGCAGGGCUGGCAGAACAGCAUCCGCCACAACCUCUCCCUCAACGAGUGCUUCGUCAAGGUGCCCCGUGAUGACAAGAAGCCGGGAAAGGGCAAUUACUGGACCCUCGACCCAGACUGCUACAACAUGUUUGAGAACGGCAGCUUCUUGCGGCGCCGCCGGCGCUUCACCAGGAAGAGGGGCCUCCGGGAUGCUCCAGGCACUGAGGGAGAUGAAGGGCGCGGGAAGACCCCCAGGCAGCGAGGGCUGCCCACUGCCCCGCUGCCGGAGGAGGGGAAGGCAGAGGGGGGCUACUCCUCGCCGUCGGCCACAGCACGCCUGCCGAGCCCUGCCGCUGUGCCCGAGGGUGCCGGGGUGCCGGGCUGCGCUGAGCCCUGUGCCCGGCGUCAGCCGCCCAAGGCCAGGCAGCCCUGCCUGUACCUGCCGGACAUGCCACAGCCCAAGGGGCCGUUCUUCACACCCCCUGAGAGCCGCCCGCCCAAGGAGACUGUCUUCGGGGGGCUCCCGGCGGCACUGCAGCUGCCCAGGCCAGGUCAGUACCCAUUGCCCAGUGAGCGCCCGGCCCAGCACCAGCACCCUGCCCUGCUGCCUGCCCUGCUGCCCACCCAGCACAGGGACCCCCCGCAGGACUCGCCGGCCACCCCAGACACUCCCCCAGAGCAGCUGGAGGGCAAGGAGCUGGCUGCCCCUGGGUUGGGGCCGUGCCAGCCAUUCGGGCAGGUGCCACCUGCAUUCCCUGGCAACCUCCUAGGCACGGGCAAGCCCUCUCCAUCCUGCUUCCUGGAGGGAGAGGGCUACACGCAGCCCCACCUGCCCGUGUUCGGUUCCUUCAGCCGGCCGGGCCCCGAGGCGCUGGGCAGCAGCUACCAGUGCCGGGUGCAGGCGCUGAGCUUCUGCAUGAAGGAGCGACCCUGCAGCACAGCGCUGGAGCAUCUCCUGGCUGCAGCACCCCCGGCUUCCACCGCGCCCCGCCAGGCACCCUUCGGGGCCAUGGGGCCACGGGCAGGUGAGCAGAAGGAGCCAUGGGGGCCAGGGACCACGAUCCCACUGCAAGGGGGUAAUGGCUACCCCCUGGGGCUGCCCCCCUGCCUCUACCGAACACCUGGCAUGUUCUUCUUCGAGUGAGGAACUCCCCACCCUG
Messenger RNA from Sturnus vulgaris (Common starling), 1357 nucleotides. It is a transcript of the gene FOXS1, whose product is annotated as forkhead box S1. Lineage: Eukaryota; Metazoa; Chordata; Aves; Passeriformes; Sturnidae. Gene Ontology annotation, molecular function: RNA polymerase II cis-regulatory region sequence-specific DNA binding; DNA-binding transcription factor activity, RNA polymerase II-specific. Gene Ontology annotation, biological process: cell differentiation; regulation of transcription by RNA polymerase II; anatomical structure morphogenesis. The record is from RefSeq and is a predicted model, not a curated record.